Onychostoma macrolepis is the source of this 5321-nucleotide messenger RNA. It is a transcript of the gene macir, whose product is annotated as macrophage immunometabolism regulator. The transcript is spliced from 2 exons. The record is from RefSeq and is a predicted model, not a curated record. The coding region runs from base 109 to 741 and encodes 210 amino acids. Gene Ontology annotation, biological process: negative regulation of fibroblast migration; negative regulation of cytokine production involved in inflammatory response. NCBI's taxonomy places the organism in Eukaryota, Metazoa, Chordata, Actinopteri, Cypriniformes, Cyprinidae.
GUCCUCGGCUCGCGUCACGUGACUGGCGUCGACGGCAGACUCCUCUGACAGGAUCUCGUCUAUGGUUCUCUCAAGCCCAGGUGUGCAGUCUUUCUGAACAGCCAGGUCAUGUCAUUAAAGAUGGAAAUGGAUGCCAGUGGAGUGUCCAGGGCGCCCAUAUCCGUUCUGCCUGCUGCUGAGGUCAAAGCCACCCUGAAGCCAGAAGCCGAUAAACCCCGGUGCUCCAGCACUCCCUGCUCCCCCAUUAAAAGUACUGUCUCAGGAUACCAGAUCCUCCACAUGAACUCCAACUAUCUAGUGGGCUUCACCACCGGUGAGGAGCUUCUCAAAUUAGCCCAGAAGUGGUCUAGCCCUGAUAACAGCAACACAGAGGCCUUGCCCAGCCCCAUCAAAAAGCCUGUGGAUUUAAGCCUGCACCGAGCCUCGCGGAUUUACAAAGCCAAAAGCCGUUACUACCAACCGUAUGACAUCCCAGCGAUCAACGGACGCCGGAGGCGGCGCAUGCCCAGCUCGGGCGACGGCUGCUUGAAGUCGAUGGUGAGCGGGGAGCCCAGCAAGGCCUUACACGGGCCCCUGCCCCUCUGCCUGUUGAAGGGCAAACGGGUGUACUCCAAGUCCCUGGACUACCUCAACCUGGACAAGAUGAGCCUCAGGGAGCCGGCGGACACUGAAGUGCUGCAGUACCAGCUACAGCAUCUCAAUCUGAGGGGCGAGCGCGUGUUCACCCGCAACAAGACAUGAGUUCUCAGAAACGUCCACCUGCCCACAGUUGUCUGGCUGUGAUGUAGGGCCUUGAUUUGUACCACUCUGAUUAUAGGCAGUUCACUACUAAAGCAGGGUGACCAUACGUGCCAUUUUUCCCGGACACGUCCUGGCCAGGAUUCGUUUUGGCUUUGUUUUUCUGUUUUCACACUUGCUGAAGCCAGGUAAUGAUCGAAAAGUAGUUUGACCAAUAACAUGCAGGCAUUGUACGUAAUGGACCAAUCGUGGUGUGUGAGAAGGUGGGAUCUACGGAGAAUGGUCAAAGCGAUGCAAAUCCGCGUCCAUAUUAGGUGCGCUGCUCAGACCGAUCAGUAUUUGACAUCAAAGUACCUCGAGAGCGUUUCGAAAGCAUAAGGAGGCAUCUGCUCUGCUCUCUGUAGCUUUCAUGGUACUUUGAUGUCAUACACCGAUCGGUCUGCACACGCAAACAAAGCCAAAACCUAUAUAUUUUAGGCAAUAUAGAAAUCCUAGCCUGGACGUGUCCAGGAAAAAUGGCACGUAUGGUCACUCUAACUAAAGCCCAAAGUAUACUUCGGUUUUUACACGUUUGACGCAAAUUUUGUCACUAGAAUAGUACCCGCGUACUGUACGUCCACCACCAGAUUUUUCUUUGUACGCGGUUCCACAAGGUGGCAGCACUGGCCCGAGCUGUUGUUUCACAGUUGAAAACUAAACUAGACACAGAACAGCAACAAAAUAGCGGAGACUGCAACAACAGACGGAUCUUUAGAUUAAAAAAUUACAAAGAUAUUUUUAGCACUCGUAACUUCUGGAGAAAGAUGAAAAAGGUGCACCUUAGACUGUACAUGUAUGCAUUCAAAAGCGAUGUAUACUUUGGGCUUAAAGCAUCCAUAGACCACUAAUCUCGUUUGUUAACCAGAGGUGUGAUAAAGCACCAUGAGGCCCAGUUAGGGCAAACUAAAGGAGUAGUUCGUUCAAAAAGACAAAUUCUGUCAUUCUGUACUCACCCUCAUGUUGUUCCUGACUUUUUGAGAAUUUUUGGAGAAACUUUGUGCAGCUCUUUUCAUACAAUGACAGGAAAUGUUGACCACAUAUGGCUUGUGUGCCAUAUUCAAGAUUUACUAAACAGGGCAAAUUAGCGUGAGAGCGCUGUCAUCCCAUAAAAGCACAGAUGGGAGGGGAAAGUUCUGCGGUUGAUCUACUGACAAAAUGCACAUUAAAGAACACAGACUCAGCUCAUUUCCAUAAUGAGCAAUGCAAUCUACCAAGAGCAGCUCAAAUGAGCAAGUAUAGCAGCCAUGUCAAGGGCAAAAUGGCUCAAGACGUGUUUUCUUGUUUGUUAAAUAAUGCCUCAAAUACCAGUGAAUUGACUACCGUAAUCUGUAUAUUUAAAUACUUUCCUCUCACAAAUAUUGCGUCUGAAAGGGAAACUCCUACAAAUGCAGAUGCAGUAAGGUCAGCCACAGAAAUAACUUGGUCCACGCCUUUUCUGGGUGUCUUUAGUUAAUCCUGACCGUAGUUUUUAAUGCCAAAAGAGGGUUUGCUUUGGCGUAAAUCUAAUCCAAAGCCUGCUAAAGCCAUAGCUUUGUGUAAGGAACAGGCGGAAAUUUGUUAUUGAUAUCUGAUGGUCUGAAAUUGAAUUUGUGUUCUAUGAAUAAAGACUUUAAUUUCAGUUUGUCGCACAAAACUGUCAAGAGAACUUGGAGUAUAGCAAGCGGAGUUAUAGUAUAGAUUUGCAGUAUAGUCUGUUUACAUGCAGUGUUGGGAAGGUUGCUUUGGAAAUGUAAUAGGUUACAGAUUACAAGUUACCCUGUUUAAAAUGUAAUAAGUCGUGCAACUCUUUCAAUUACCUUUUUAAAGUAAUGUAACUGAUUACAUUUGAUUACUUUGAUUAUCAUUUUCAAACGUUUAAACCAGACAGGGUUAACAUUACAGUAAUACUGUUAGUAAAUUCUUCAUUGCUUGAAUUAAGGAUUUAAAGCACAUCCACCACAAAAUCAGACUUUCCUCUUAACUUUGAGGUCAUUCUGAGGUUAAAUACAGAUUUAAGAGUAAAAGAAACUGUAAUUUAAUUACAUGUUUUUUUUUUCCUUCUCAUUAACCGUAACAGAUUACAGUUGCAUUUAUUUUGUAAUUAAAUUACCUAAUUGUGUUACUAGUUACUCCCAACACUGCUUAUAUGAUAGGGCUGCAGGACUAUUUGAAAUAAAACCUUAGUGGGAUUAAUAUUUCAUGUCUUUUUAAUAAUAAUGCAUUAUUAUAUAGAUAUAUUGAUAUCAAUAUGGCAACUUUGUGUAAAUUGUGCAGCUCUACACAAACAAGCACGGCGCUCCUGGAGCUUUUUUUAAAAACUGCAUUUUAAUUAUUUGAACAAUUGCAAAUAGAUGUUCUCCCGAAAUCAUGCCGCCCAGUUAUCUGUCACUGAACUGACUUUGUAUGAAAAAGAACUGCAUUAAGAUGCAUUCAAAAUUCUUCUUUUUCAGUUUGUAAAAACCUGAGGGUGAGUAAAUAACGACGUGAUUACUGUUCCUUUACCCACACAACAAAUCGUUGUAAAAGUGUAUGUUACGGGGGAUUCAUUCAUAGUGAGGUUUUUCAGGAUUAGCAAUAAAUGGUGUGGCUUAAUUGCUGAAUUCCUUCCGUUAUCUGUGAGUCUGUGAGCGUGAGUGUGUGCAAAACACUUAAACCUUUGGAAAUGUUGUGUGAAACUGUGCUACAUUUAGUCCUCUGUUCUCCCUUAACAUCCGAUCAUACGCUUGUGUUGUUCUGCUAACUUUAGUAACUCGUGUCAGGUGAGGAUCUCGACUGUUACGCAAUCCGGAUGAUGUUUAAAACAGACUCUGAUAGGCUUUGUGCGAGAGAGGCUUAUCUCUGAGAACCCAAACUAACGUUAGCAUAGAGAAACCAUUAAUGGCCUUUUCAUUUCCCUAAUCAGUGUUUUACAGGAGACUCGCCGGAUCGUUUUAAAUUACACUGAAUGCUGUGUUGCUUUCUGGAAGAAAUCUUUAUGUUAAUGAAGGUUGUGACAUUUACUUUUUCCAUUCCCCUUCACAAUGCACAUAGUUGAUAACACUGCUAUAAAAACCAAAGUCCGCGGGAACUUGAUGAAUCAUUUUUGAACAGCAGACAAUCUUUCAUGGUUUUACACGAUAAGCACUAGUAACAGUUUAUGGGAUUUUAUUUCUCUUUAUUUUGACCACAGCGUUUAAUAUGGGUCCAUUUGCGUUAUCAUCACGGAAGAUAUUUGUUUGAUAUUAUUACAGUCGGCAUCAUGAUUCUUUAAGAUCUUUGUUAGUAUUGCAGAUGUUUCUCUUCAAAUGAUUUCAUGCUUUUCAAAACUCCUUUUUUUAGUUGAACCCCUCGUGCAUCUUUUUUUCUUCUAUAUCUUCCUCUAGUGCUUUGAACUGAAUUGCUAGAUUUCACCCUUACUAUAACCGACUACGUUCUUUUGUUUUGUUUCUAAUCUAAUCUUGUUGAACUGCCGUAUUAUUUUAAUGUUCGGUGGUUAGAUGACUGAAACAUUAAAAUAAUAUUUAGGAAUAUGCUCUAAAAAGCACCUUAGCUUCAUUCAUUUAAUAUAUUUAUUAAUUGUGACGUGUUGGUGAUGUUUUAUUACAGUAUUUUAAAAGUUUUUAUUUACAUAUUGGAUUUUUAAUUUAAGCCUAAUUAAUCGUUUUGUUGUUGUUUGAUUUCCUAACUACGUAGUGUUCACAUUUAUGUGCUAGAAAUCCAUUGGACCACUGUUUAAAAAAAAAAAAACUGAUUUAGUGACAUUACUGGAACAGUGUAAUAUAUUAUUAAUCUUCACAGCAAUGAAUACAAUGCUUAACCUAAAGUGAAUGAGAUCAAGCCUAUUUGCCAUGUUCAAAAACAAUAGGCCUGCUACAUAUAAGAUCAGUUCUCAAGCAUCAAGGAAUCAGCUUACUAAAAACACCACUGAUCCUGAUUCCCAGUCUUGUAUUUACAUUUGUUUUGGGCAGCAGUCGUUCCAUCUGAAGUCACUUUUGAGUCCAAACUACCAAAAAGUGAGCUGGUUUGCUGUCCUGAUUUGAAAGCGUUUGGGGGGAAAAAGCUGUAAGGAGUUGCUACUUCUCGUGUUUUGGGCUAUCUAUGCUAUUAACUGGUUUUUAGGGAUAGAUUUUCAUUUAUUUUAUUCUUUUGUCGUGAAAUAGCGAAAUUCUCACCAAGAAAUAUACUCAUACACUUCUGUGAUGUUUCAGAGUCAAUAAGGGUAGAACUGAAAAGCUUGAAGACCUGUCAUGCACUGAAAAAGUUCAGCUGUUGUAUUCUCUAUUUAUCAUCAUAACAGUCAUAAUUUAAAAACUGCUCCUGCCUAGAAGGGUACAACCUAAUUUUAAUCUCUUAAUGAAUAAAAACGCAUUAGAAACCAGUACUGGCUGCAGUGCCUUCGGUAAGACGUACAUGAGUUAUUCAGAAGGCAUGUCUUAGUUUGUCUUAGAUUACUUGAAUGCACAUGUAAUAUUGUUCUGUUAUCUUCUGUUCUCAACAUUUUUAAUGCUUAAAAUGUUCUUUUACCCUCUGCAGUGUCAAAGUUUAACUUUUGUUUUUGUCAGAGUUUGAGUUUCAUUUGAUAUUAA